AUGCAAUAUCUUCGAUCCAACUCAGAGAAAUCACCUUUCACCGGUCUAUUUCGAUUCUUUUGGCUGCUUAUAAUCACGAUUUUCUUCACAACAACUACAAAGGUAGAAGCAUCAACAUGGGUAGUAAGAGUGGGAGACGGCGGAUUAAAAUUUGACCCUGCAAUGCUAACAGUCGCGCCAAACGACACGAUAACAUUUAAUUUCUUAAAUGGACCACAUGGAGUAACUCAAUCAACCGGGCCAAAAUCUUGUAGUCCUUUGAACGGUGGGUUCAAAACGGAUAGUCGUUUUGUGAGCGAGAAUUACUCGAUUAAAGUUGUUGGAAAACACUGUGCGCAAGGAAUGACCGGAACGAUAAACGUAGUCGCCGCCGAUUCCGUUAAUAACGGUGCAAGUACUGAGCAAGUAGGCAGCACCGCGACUUCAGUGGUGUUAAGUGAUGCUAGCAAUGGAAAAGGUUCGACUUCAGUGCUAGCAGUUACUAUUGGAGUAUUGACUUCGAGCUUUUUCAUAGCUAUUAUGUUAGUAUAA
Messenger RNA from Ambispora gerdemannii, 531 nucleotides. NCBI's taxonomy places the organism in Eukaryota, Fungi, Glomeromycota, Glomeromycetes, Archaeosporales, Ambisporaceae. The record is from the annotation of a GenBank genome assembly.